GGGCCUUACCUCAAAGAGUCUCCCACCUCCAGAUGGGCGGAGCCUGGUGACCUCUGAGGGUAUAAAAGCCACAGCUCCUGUUCAGAGAACAAUUGGCAGAAGGUGCAAGCUGUUUGCUAAGUGACUGCUGGUUCUACUGUCAACAUCUUUAAGUUUCUAAAGAUGACUCGUGUAAUGAUGAGCAGCUGUUUCAUCACUCUGGCCAUCCUGUUUGUUUGGCGUGUUCAGGAAGUGGCAGAAGCCUGCACCUGUAGUAGUCCUCCUGAUCCUCAUCAGGCUCUCUGCAGGUCAGAUGUUGUUAUCAGGGCAAAAGUUACUGAAAGGCUGGAGGUUGACCAUGGUGCAUCCAAGGAUGUUAAAUACAACAUCAUCGUGAUCAAGAAGUUCAAAGGCCCUAGUAGGGAUAUUGACGCCAUCUACACUCCCCUGUUCUCUUCACUAUGUGGAGUCACUCUGAUCACUGGAGAACAGUAUCUCAUUGCAGGCUGGCUGAAGCCUGAUGGGACUGUGAAUGUCAUCACGUGUAAUUUGGUUCAGCCAUGGGAAGACUUGAGUGCCAAGCUGCUGAAGAUGGUUGAGGACUACAAACACUACUGUAGCUGAACACAGAUCCAUAAUGUCUCUGAACUGGUCUAUAUUAAAAUAAAAAAGUGUAAAGCAUA
Austrofundulus limnaeus is the source of this 662-nucleotide messenger RNA. RefSeq names its product metalloproteinase inhibitor 2. Lineage: Eukaryota; Metazoa; Chordata; Actinopteri; Cyprinodontiformes; Rivulidae. Gene Ontology annotation, molecular function: protease binding; metalloendopeptidase inhibitor activity. Gene Ontology annotation, cellular component: extracellular matrix. Gene Ontology annotation, biological process: negative regulation of endopeptidase activity; response to cytokine; response to hormone. The transcript is spliced from 4 exons. The coding region runs from base 163 to 603 and encodes 146 amino acids. The record is from RefSeq and is a predicted model, not a curated record.